GAUCGUAAAGUUAUGAGAGCUAUAGCAAAACUUGUUUCCUAUCCCAACAAAUAUAUUUCGAUUUUCUUAUUCAAAAUUAUGCCGGAAUUAAUCCAUUUAGGCAUAUUAUCACUAUGCAUUUUUGUCAAAUACUAUCAAAUUUUCACGGCGCGGCGUCGCUACGCCGCGGAGGUGAAGAGCAGCCGCAGGCAGCUGCUCCGGCCGCCGCCGGAUUCCGACGAGUGCAGCGUCUGCUUGUCGGAAUUUGCGGUGGAGGAGUGCUGCCAGUUGGCAGCGUGCGGCCACACUUUCCACCGGCGGUGCGUGGAGAGGUGGCUGAAGGGGUACGUCUCGACGUGCCCGCUCUGCCGGGCGGAGGUGGUGCCGGAGGCGGUGGCGGCGGAGCACCGGUGGCUGCUAGCGAAGGAGGAGGAUGAUUUUGUUGAGAAGGAGUUUGCUCUAGUGUUGUUGAAUGCUUUGAAUGUUGGGAGAUGUAAUAAUGGAUAUUUUUAAGUUGAAAUUUGUUAGUUUAAUUCUUUUAAUCAUUCAUACAUAUACUAGGGAGUAUUAGUUAUGAUUGUGUAAAUUUAUGCAUGCAUAUAUGCAUUGCAAAAAAUAUAAAAUAAAUAUUGUAUUCGAUUUUAAUUGUCGAUACAUUUAUAAAUGUGUCAAUUAUAAUUUAAUAUAUAUAGACAUAAU
This is a messenger RNA of Salvia splendens (bonfire salvia), 678 nucleotides long. Its product is annotated as E3 ubiquitin-protein ligase RNF13-like. The record is from RefSeq and is a predicted model, not a curated record. The transcript has a single exon. NCBI's taxonomy places the organism in Eukaryota, Viridiplantae, Streptophyta, Magnoliopsida, Lamiales, Lamiaceae. Bases 13 to 492 code for a protein of 159 amino acids.